AUAUUACCUCUCACUCUCACAACCAUCGAGGGGAAAGAGAGACCCCCCAGCCUGGAAGUGGAAAAGAGUCUUUGGGGGGUUUUGUUCGGACAAUUUCUUUGUUAAUCUUCUACUCAUGCUCAUCGAUGCAUUCUUCUUGUUUUCCCGCUUCGUCUGCUUUCUCUUUCUCUGUGCAUUUUCACUGCAUUCUUGGCGUCUCCCUCGUGAUUGGCCCCCCGUUCCCCGAUCAAUAAACCAUACACACUUGGAUUCCAACUUCGCUGUCUCAGCCGCACCACUUCCUUAAUGAUCUGGGACGAGGUAAAUCGGUGAGCUAAAUAGCCACCUUUGCAUCCACUUCACUCCGUCGUUGGUAUCUGUAAUUGUUCUCUCACGGCCACCUCUCAGUCUGUUAUUUCUAACUUGUUCCAUUAAAUUCCGAGGAAUGAAAAAAUAGCAGCUUUCUUGAUCUCGACCGUAGGUUAACAAACAUAGAAGUAGGAAAUCAAAGCAUAUGGCACGAUGGUCAAGUUUCACAAACGGAUCUUCCGAAGAUUGCCUUGAAACUGUUGGAGGACAUCAGGGUAAUGACUGCUGCUUCGACGUUGGUCGUGUUAUUAGAGAUCAACUUGAUGAUGAAGUUAAACUUAAGUGCUUGUUUCAUCAACUUCUAUCAAUUUAUAUAAAGGAGAAUAAUUCUGGAGGCAAUAUUCGUCCUGUACCUGUAAUGCUUGGUGAUGGUCAAUCAUUGGAUUUAUACAAACUGUUCUCCUUUGUGAACAAAAGAGGUGGGUAUGCUUUGGUGUCGAAGAAAGGAUUGUGGGGGUCUGUGACUAAGGAAUUACAUUUGAACCCUAAACUUUUGGCUUCGGUAAAAUUAGUAUAUGACAAGUAUUUGAAUGAGUUUGAAGGAUGGCUUGGCAAGGCUCGUGGAGGAAAGAAUUUCAAAAGUGGGAAUCAUGGGUGUGAUAUGGAUUUUAAGUCAGUGCCGUCAGAGCUAGUAAAAGAGUUUAGAGAUGCAUUAUGUGGCAACGCUAGGUUGAAGGAUGAUGUAUCUGUUCAGCUGCAAUCACAUAAAACGAGAAACUACAUUGACUUGAUUGAUCACGAGGGUGAAAUGAAUUUGCCGGACAACAAAAAUCAACCUACUAUAUGCGAGAAUGUCCACAGUAUCCUUGGUGAUGCCAACUUGAAACUUUCUGACGGUGUUAAGGAUGAUCUUGCUAGCUUGAACUCAGAAGUUCCUGUGAAGGAAUCUAAUUCUCGCAAGCGCAAACGAGAAGCAUUAUCUUCAAUGCUGAACUGGAUCAGACGAAUUGCGAAGUAUCCUCAUGAUCCUUCCAUUGAACCCAUACCUGAAGCAUCUAAGUGGAAGGAAUAUAAAGGACAAGAUUUUUGGGUUCAGAUACUUAGAGCAAGAGAGGCACUGCGGCUGAGGUCAUGUGACAAACCAAAAUGUGUGCAGCCUUCCAUGCAGAGUUCUCUUUGUUUGCAGAAGCAAAAGAUGCAUCCUGCCAUGUAUGAGGAUCAUGCUGCUGUCAGUCGCCGUUCUACAGCAAAACUGAGAUGGAGCAAAAGGCUGCCUACCUCAGUUAAAUCUCAAAUAUGCUCUUGUUGCAAUUCACAUUCAGCUAUCGAAAACAAGUUACCUUGUGCUGCCACCACUGAGGAAGAAAAUGCUUCAUUAGAGAAAACAACUGCAGCAGAUGGUUUGCUGAGUGCAAAGGAAACAGCUAACUCGUCCACAGAUGAUACUGUUGAAAAACAAGUUGCUAUAGGUCCUCUUUUUCAAGCUGAAGUGCCAAAAUGGACUGGUGUAGUUUCUGAAAGUGAUUCUAAAUGGUUGGGCACGCAAGUAUGGCCUUUGAAGGAUAGGGAACUACAGUCUGUUACUGAGACCGGUAUUAUUGGAAGAGGAAGACAAGAGACUUGUAGCUGUAAAGUUCAAGGUUCUGUUGAAUGUGUUAGAUUUCAUAUUGCUGAGAUGAGGAUGAAGUUGAAGCUUGACUUGGGUUCGGCAUUUUACCAGUGGGGAUUUGAUUGUAUGGGGGAGGAAGUUUCACUUCAAUGGACUGCUGAAGAAGAAAAGAAAUUCAAGGAUAUUAUGAUGUUAAAUUUGCCCUCCCAAAAUAAGAGCAACCCGUUCAAGUAUUUCCCAAAAAAGAAGAGGAGAAGCUUGGUUAGCUAUUACUUCAAUGUAUUUCUUAUUCAACGCAGGAUUUAUCAGAAUCGUGUGACUCCAAGUAGUGUUGAUAGUGACGAUGAUGAACAUGAAUUUGGAUCUUUUACCGAUGGCUUUGGGAUGGAAGCUGUAAAAGGUCCAGGUUAUAAGUUUCUAGAGUGUUCCCAGAACAACCGAUGCACUGAAUUGGAGUGAACAAAAGGGAGAGUAAGAAUUUGAUCAGUGGGUUUGAAUCAUUUUGAGGAAAAAAGACCCACAGCCAAACUAAGUAAAACCCUUCCUUCCAUGAUCAAUGGGGAAACCAUUCACAGCGAAGGAAACGUUGACACAAACUCACUGUAAAAUUCUGAUUUGAGACUGGCGUGAGAGUCACCCAUUCUACUGGAAGCAACUGUGCGCGUGUUCUCGAAUCUUGACUACCCAUAAUGCAGAACUUGCUGAAGCUGCUAUCGAUGUUGAUGGUUGAGUGGCAGUCCAAUCAAGUACUUCGUUGAGGCUGCACGACCAGUACUGUAAUUCUGUAAAAUACCCCAUUUCAUUCCUUUGGUCUGAGACAUCAUAGAAUCAGAUAGAAAGACCUGGGGAGAAGAGUCCACAACGGUUGUUGUCUUGUUUCGUUUUGUGCCUAUGGCGCGCAAUUUUGCAAAUUAAUGACGUCAAAUUUAUGAUA
This is a messenger RNA of Prosopis cineraria, 2831 nucleotides long. RefSeq names its product AT-rich interactive domain-containing protein 2-like. The coding region runs from base 494 to 2356 and encodes 620 amino acids. Lineage: Eukaryota; Viridiplantae; Streptophyta; Magnoliopsida; Fabales; Fabaceae. Gene Ontology annotation, molecular function: DNA binding. The transcript has 2 exons. The record is from RefSeq and is a predicted model, not a curated record.